GAGCGGGGCUGUCCCGCCUCGCGUCCUCCCGCCGUUCGGAUGCCGGGGGGGCGCGAGGGCUCCCUGCCUCGCCGCUUUUGCCAUGUUGUCUGAACCCUGCCGAUAUUUAGCUUCCUAAGACGCCUUCGUGUCUCUUCGUGUCUCACAGAUCUUCCAUCGCUUUCCUCUCCCCUCCCUCACUGUCUUGCCGCAGUUGGUCGUUGUGUGCUUGGUCACAUUACGCAUUUCGCCUUCUUAAUAUGCAUAAGUAUAUGAAGGGACAGUGCAAAGAGAAUGGACUCGGGCUCUGCUCGGUGGUGCCUAGCAGUAAGACGAGAGGCAAUGGGCAGACACUGGUGCACAAGAAGUUCCGCCAAACAUGAGGAAGAACUUCUUUGCUGUGCAGGCUGAAUAUUUAUCAGAAACCACUAACAAAGCUGGUCCUGUAGCUGCCAAGGAAGAACUCUUGGAUGAAUGUGAGAGUAUUUGGAAGCAGAUGGAAGAGUGUCAGAGCAAGCUAAUGCUUCUAGGAACAGAAACACUGCCACCAUCAGAUGCCAAGUCCUAUUCAGACUUACUUGAGCAAGUUCACAUGCUUCUUAUGUUGGGGACCCCAGAGCUGGAGGCAGCACUCAAGCUUUACUUGUUAAUGCUGCAAUGGAAAGCUUUAACAGUAGAUUUUCAUCAGUGGCAAAAAAGAAAUCCUGAAUUAAUUUCUACCAAUCCAGAUGUACUGUUAGAAUUAGGAAAAGAAGAGUUGCAGAAAGUGAAAAAUGAUCUUGAAAUGGUGCUGUCAAUAGUUCAGUCAAAGAAUAAACAUCUGGAAGAAGAUCUGAAAAGAGAACAGCAGUGGUAUGAGGAACAGAAGCAGAUGCUAGAGACUCUUAAUAAAAUUGAAGAAGAGGUAAAUUCCCAAGACGAACAUCCUUCCACAGAAAGUUUGAAAAUUGGAGAACUCAAUGAAUUGAAAACCAAAAUAUUGAAAUUAAAGACCUUUAAGAAAGAACUCUUGACUGCCUUGGGUGGAUUCCUGGAUGAAUAUUUUCCCUGUCCAGAGAGAGGUGAAAAUAUUAAAGAAAAGAACUCUUCAGCAGAGCCAGUUGUAGAACUGAUAACAUUGCAAGAAAUUUUAGAGAUGCUGAUAAACACAUUAUUGGCCACACCACAUGAACCUUACAUAACAAUCAAUGAGUCAUUUUGGCCACCUUACAUUGAGCUGCUGCUGAGAUGUGGAAUGGCCCUGAGACAUCCAGAAGAUCCAAUGAGAAUGCGCCUCCAAGCUUUUCACAAGUAGUGUGACCUACACAUUCACUUGAAAACAAAACAACACCAGUACUCUUAAUUCAGGGCUAGGACAUAUUUAGGUUUCCUACUAAGUUUUUAAGUAUCAAGAAUUGCUUCUUGUUGGAUGGUUUUUUUUCUUUUAAAUUAAAUUGGAUAUUUAAGAUCAUAAAAUGUAGAAAAUGAAAAAAAAAAAUCUAUUUUGACUGCUUACAGUUGGCCUUCAGUUUUAUACCAAGAUUUGCGUUAUGGAAGGUUUUUUUCAGUGCUUUUGUAAGAUGCCAAUUCAUGUAAUAGACAAAUAUGUUUAACAGUCCUUUUUACUUUAAAAUCAUACUUUAUACAUUACUUCUAUAGUUUAGAUUUCUUAGAUUGCCUGACAUCUCUAUUUCCUUUAGUAUUUUCUUGUAUUCUGUAGAGACAAAAUUCAGAAUAACAGCACUGCUCCUGUACAUGGCCUUGCAAAUAUGUGGAACUAGCAGAGAGGUAUCCUCUCAAGAAUGCGUUAUGCCUUGCUUGUUUCUCAGAGCCCUUGCAAACAAUUUUACUGGCUCCAAGAUAAACACAUAGGAAAGCUGACACAUCUUUCUGUGUAAAGUGCAGCAGAUGUCGAGUCUGCACCUUUCACUGCAUGCUUCCCAAAUGGCCCACUUUGUGUUACGCUAUAUUGCCUUACAGUAUCUGUCUUCACUUUUUCAGACCUAGUUGAUCAAGGCUUUUAAUGGGUCUCUACAGUUUCUAAGUUACGUCAGUUGAGAGACUGAGACUUCUGACUCAAUGCUGGCAUUCUUUGCAAUCUCAGUCUUUUAUGUAGCCAUAUUUAUAGUAUUGUAUUGAGUACAAAAAUUCUGCUCCUGCUUAUCUGUAGUAACUAAAUUAUCCUUUGUUAACCAGAUUUUUGUUUAUUGAGGGACGAACUUGGAUGAUUUUUCAGUUUGAUGGAAAAGUAGAGUUGUAUACAAUCACAGAAUGUUUUUAUGUGAUGGUUUUUAGAAUGGUGUUUCUGUGAUUUGGUUUGAUGACUUGUAAGCAUCAUGUAAGGAUGCAUGGGAGAAGUAAGGGGGACCAAUCUAAUAUAAUUGCCAGUCUAGUAUAAUUGCCGUUUUUUAAACCAAUUAAAUGUUAAGCAAAAAAUCUUUCAUCUUUUGUAGUUUUGAGUGAAUGCUGUUCAUUUUACCCUCCCAACUGGUGUUUAAGCAUGAGUAUAGGAUGUAGUGUGUGCUGUUGUGCAUGAACAUUGACUUCUUUUUGGUUCAUAUUGCUUGUGUAACUGCCCUCCUAUUGUGGUUUAACCUCUUUUAUGAAUUCUAGAGUCUGACUAAUCUAUACACAUUUAUCUUACCGUAUUUUUAAUUAAGAAUUCGAAUAACUACAUUUUUUGGCUUAGGUUUAUAGGAUUGUCUCUUUUGGGUUUUUUCCUUCAUUUGUGUUUAAAUGCUUUGUAUUCUGCUAUCCCCUCACCUUGUUUAUUAAUAUUGCUCAAAUACUUUAUUGAGCUGGAUGACUGCUUCUGUCAUGACAUUAAUAAAUAAAAAGAAAAAUGUUAAACAGUCA
Taeniopygia guttata (zebra finch) is the source of this 2814-nucleotide messenger RNA. Lineage: Eukaryota; Metazoa; Chordata; Aves; Passeriformes; Estrildidae. The record is from RefSeq and is a predicted model, not a curated record.